GGUGGAGAGGACUGAAAGGGGAAGUUCACGUGCUGUACAUUUAAACUUAACGGAUCUAAAUACAGCCCUCUGCUAUGAUUUCUCAAGUUAUUUCUAUUCAGUUAGAAAGUGAAAGAACAACAGAGUAGUGGACAUAUUUCUGUUCCUAGAAAAAGAGCAGGAGAGCAGUUUGCAGGCUGUGGGAGAACUUGUUGAGGAAAAGUUGACGCCUCUUCAUCCCUGAGAACCCUCUCCCACAGCUGUCCCCCUUAAUCUCACUGCCAAAUAUCCCUUCAAACAUCUGGAAUGGACGACCAGAAUGCACAAUCCACUAGCAAAGACAAUACUCGGGGACCUUAUUUUGAAGCCAUAGUUGGAGUUGUCAUUACGGCAGUGGUUCUGGUCCUGCUCCUCCUCCUGGCCGUCAUUCUGCGAUACAUGUACCAGCACAAGGGCACAUAUCAUACCAAUGAGGCCAAGGGCACAGAGUUUGCAGAGACAGCAGAUGCUGCCCUUCGCAGAGACCCGGCCCUGCAGGACGCCGUGGAUGAAAGCAAGAAAGAGUAUUUCAUAUGAGACCAUAAACAACCCUUUAUACGUGCUAUAUAACAAACUGCUAUGCAGGCUCACAUGAUGCCUUAAUACUGUUUGCUGGAGCAGUGACGUGGAGCUGACUGAGCUUCUGCAAACACAAACAAACAAGAGUGAUAUGAAAUUCCUCUAUAUGUCAAUACUGGAGAGUGAUUUCAUUUAUUUCCAUCAGAUAAACAGGAAAUGUUUGAGUUAUACGUAGAACAAUAUGCCAAACUCUUUGUAUUCAAAGCCGGCUGUCUGUACAAACAUCAGCUGAGGGGAAUGUGAUGGUGUUCAGGUGAAGAGAAGGACAUUUAUAGGACUUAUUAAACAGUAUAUGAUGGUGAAUGGCAAGACGAAAAAAAAAAAACAGUCUACAAGCUUUUAUUGACAAACUAGGAAGUCAGGGAAGGUUGGUUUUUGAAGUUUGCCAAUUACAAUUUCUUACAUAUAACUUACAUCCUAAAAUAUUCUUUUAAAAAUGCCUCUCAGAGCCAAUCUUAUACAUUUUAUAAACAACAUAUUUACUUUAGAAAAGAAAAUGACCAGCUUUGUUCGUUUUUUUUUUGUUUGUUUUUUUCGUAUAGAUUUAUUUACUCCCAAAGGGAAAUUCACAUGUCACAGCAGAGCUCACCAUACAAUGAAAUAAAUAAAUAAAAAUAGGGAAAAAACACACAUCCAUAUUGCACCCCUUGUUUCAAGCAACGAGUAGACACUAGUCCAUGUCUAUCAAUACAGUUUCAGUUAUCAAUUUACAUUUUAGGUGACGCGGUGACGCAGUAGGUAGUGCUGAGCCUCACAGCAAGAAAGUCGCUGGUUUGAGCCAUGGCUGGGUCAGUUGCCAUUUCUGUGUGGAGUUUGCAUGUUCUCCCCGCGUUCCCCUGGGUUUCCUCUGGGUGCUCCGGUUUCCCCCACAAGUCCAAAGACAUGUGGUGCAGGUGAAUUGGGUAUGCUAAAAUUCUGUAGUGUAUGUGUGUUCCCCAGAGAUGGGUUGCAGCUGGAAGGGCAUCCGCUGUGUAAAACAUACGCUGGAUAAGUUGGCGGUUCAUUCCGA
Molecule: messenger RNA, 1606 nt
Organism: Danio aesculapii
Lineage: Eukaryota; Metazoa; Chordata; Actinopteri; Cypriniformes; Danionidae
Gene: gypc
Product: glycophorin C (Gerbich blood group)
Exons: 4
Coding region: 286-555 (89 amino acids)
Cellular component (GO): cortical cytoskeleton; membrane
Source: RefSeq, a predicted model, not a curated record